Messenger RNA from Pan troglodytes (chimpanzee), 2600 nucleotides. RefSeq names its product zinc finger protein 10 (gene ZNF10). The transcript has 8 exons. The coding region runs from base 853 to 2574 and encodes 573 amino acids. Gene Ontology annotation, molecular function: DNA-binding transcription factor activity, RNA polymerase II-specific. Gene Ontology annotation, cellular component: nucleus. Lineage: Eukaryota; Metazoa; Chordata; Mammalia; Primates; Hominidae. Gene Ontology annotation, biological process: regulation of transcription by RNA polymerase II. The record is from RefSeq and is a predicted model, not a curated record.
GUGUGCGUGCGUUCGCAGCAGGGGCGGGCGUAGGACCAAUGGGGCGGGGCGCGUGCGCGUGCGUGACGUCAGGCCACGGGGAGGUGGCGCCGCCGUGCCGAGCCGGCCUCAGACUCACCUCUGACGCCGCUCUUCGCGCUCCGCUGGUGAAUGGAGUCGCGUUCUCUGUUUUGCUGUUGCUGCUGCCUUUGUGACGGGAUCGCUUUCUCCCAUCGAACCUUCUAGUUGCUUAUUGCAGCUUCGUAUUUCUAGGUAGACGGUAAUUUCGUCAAUGAAAAAAUUUAACGGUGAUCGUCACCCCUUGCCUCAGUCACUUUCUGUCCCUCGCGCGGCCCCGGCGUUCACGGCGGACGUUCUUGUUCUGUGGAGAAUAACGGCUGCACCUGGAGAUUGACGCAGAGUGGGCGGCGGUGGUGGAAACGUUAAAGAAUGUGCUUCAGAGAGAAAGGAAAUGAAACCAAAUGGAAAUCUGGAUCUACACAAACGAGUAAACAGCACUGGCGAAUGGUAACUACCUAGCUCUGUUGGUCAGAAGCGGUGCAAGCACAGCAUGGCUGGGUUUUCUGCUCAGGAUGUCUAAAGGCUGAAAUCAGGGUGUCACCUGGACUGAGUUCUCAUCUGGAGGCCGUGGAGAAAAAUUCACUUUCAAGCUCACUCUUCUUGGCAGAAUUCAGUUCCUUGUGGCUGCAGGACUGAGGUCCCUGCUUCCUAGCUGGCUUUCAGCUGGUGCUGCUCUUUGCUGCUGGAGACUGCCAUGUUCCUCACACUGCAUUCCAUCUUCAAGCCAGUAAUGCUUUGUCUCCUCAGCACUCUGCUGUCACUCAAGGAAGUAUCAUCAAGAACAAGGAGGGCAUGGAUGCUAAGUCACUAACUGCCUGGUCCCGGACACUGGUGACCUUCAAGGAUGUAUUUGUGGACUUCACCAGGGAGGAGUGGAAGCUGCUGGACACUGCUCAGCAGAUCGUGUACAGAAAUGUGAUGCUGGAGAACUAUAAGAACCUGGUUUCCUUGGGUUAUCAGCUUACUAAGCCAGAUGUGAUCCUCCGGUUGGAGAAGGGAGAAGAGCCCUGGCUGGUGGAGAGAGAAAUUCACCAAGAGACCCAUCCUGAUUCAGAGACUGCAUUUGAAAUCAAAUCAUCAGUUUCCAGCAGGAGCAUUUUUAAAGAUAAGCAAUCCUGUGACAUUAAAAUGGAAGGAAUGGCAAGGAAUGAUCUCUGGUAUUUGUCAUUAGAAGAAGUCUGGAAAUGUAGAGACCAGUUAGACAAGUAUCAGGAAAACCCAGAGAGACAUUUGAGGCAAGUGGCAUUCACCCAAAAGAAAGUACUUACUCAGGAGAGAGUCUCUGAAAGUGGUAAAUAUGGGGGAAACUGUCUUCUUCCUGCUCAGCUAGUACUGAGAGAGUAUUUCCAUAAACGUGACUCACAUACUAAAAGUUUAAAACAUGAUUUAGUUCUUAAUGGUCAUCAGGACAGUUGUGCAAGUAACAGUAAUGAAUGUGGUCAAACUUUCUGUCAAAACAUUCACCUUAUUCAGUUUGCAAGAACUCACACAGGUGAUAAAUCCUACAAAUGCCCUGAUAAUGACAACUCUCUUACUCAUGGUUCAUCUCUUGGUAUAUCAAAGGGCAUACAUAGAGAGAAACCCUAUGAAUGUAAGGAAUGUGGAAAAUUCUUCAGCUGGCGCUCUAAUCUUACUAGGCAUCAGCUUAUUCAUACUGGAGAAAAACCCUAUGAGUGUAAAGAAUGUGGAAAGUCUUUCAGCCGGAGUUCUCACCUCAUUGGACAUCAAAAGACCCAUACUGGUGAGGAACCCUAUGAAUGUAAAGAAUGUGGAAAAUCCUUCAGCUGGUUCUCUCACCUUGUUACUCAUCAGAGAACUCAUACAGGAGACAAACUGUACACAUGUAAUCAGUGUGGGAAAUCUUUUGUUCAUAGCUCUAGGCUUAUUAGACACCAGAGGACACAUACUGGAGAGAAACCCUAUGAAUGUCCUGAAUGUGGGAAAUCUUUCAGACAGAGCACACAUCUCAUUCUGCAUCAGAGAACCCAUGUGAGAGUGAGGCCCUAUGAAUGCAAUGAAUGUGGAAAGUCUUACAGCCAGAGAUCUCACCUUGUUGUGCAUCAUAGAAUUCACACUGGACUAAAACCUUUUGAGUGUAAGGAUUGUGGAAAAUGUUUUAGUCGAAGCUCUCACCUUUAUUCACAUCAAAGAACCCACACUGGAGAGAAACCAUAUGAGUGUCAUGAUUGUGGAAAAUCUUUCAGCCAGAGUUCUGCCCUUAUUGUGCAUCAGAGGAUACACACUGGAGAGAAACCAUAUGAAUGCUGUCAGUGUGGGAAAGCCUUCAUCCGGAAGAAUGACCUCAUUAAGCACCAGAGAAUUCAUGUUGGAGAAGAGACCUAUAAAUGUAAUCAAUGUGGCAUUAUCUUCAGCCAGAAUUCUCCAUUUAUAGUUCAUCAAAUAGCUCACACUGGAGAGCAGUUCUUAACAUGCAAUCAAUGUGGGACAGCGCUUGUUAAUACCUCUAACCUUAUUGGAUACCAGACAAAUCAUAUUAGAGAAAAUGCUUACUAAUAAAUAUGGGAAUUUUUCACAAAGAG